This is a messenger RNA of Brassicogethes aeneus, 4526 nucleotides long. Lineage: Eukaryota; Metazoa; Arthropoda; Insecta; Coleoptera; Nitidulidae. The record is from the annotation of a GenBank genome assembly.
GAAAGGCGAUGCCAACGUUAAAGCAGGGAAUUUUGUGUUCCUUGUGUCCUGUGUCGUUUAAGUUGGUAGCAACGCGUGUGGACAGUUUGGCAUUUUGUGAUGUGAGAUUUUUAUUAAAAGUUUUUAUUAUGAUAAAUUAGGGAAAUAGCGAGUAAACAUUAAUGCCAAUCGGAUUAAUUUGGACAAAGAGUGAGAAGUCUUCCAUUUCCAGUGAUCGUGCAAUGCCCCAGAGGCCCAGAAUAGCCCGUAUGCGUCUCUUAAAAUUUGGUUAAGAGAUGAAAAUAAAAAAUGAUGGAAUGCAAAUAAAAACAUUAGAACAUAUGUGAUGUGAGACAUAAUUUAGUGGCAUUAUAAUGAACUGUUCGUGGUGGAAGAUAGUAUUUUGAUAAGUUUAAGGGCUCAUAUUGGCCUAGGACAUGGUAUAAGUGUGAUAGUGUGUGAUGUGCAGCAUGAAAGGAAGGGGAAUGUGUUAGAAGUGCGAAAUGAUCAAAGAGAAGCACGAAAAGGGCUCGGACAGUGUGAAAGAGGAGGCAAGCAGCUCUGAUAAGGAGUCUGCCCCAAGUGCUGAUGUUCGUGUCAAGAAGGAGGAGGAUGCUACUGCCACUGUAGGAAUUAAAAAAGAGCCUGAUACGGGGCCAAUCACAAAAAAUGGUAGUAUUAUCGGUUCGACGAACACCGGCUCUAUGCAAAACAACCCUAUCCGGAAGACUGAGGAGGACUCUGUCAGUGUUAGUGGCACGGAGGCAGGAUCUCUGCCUCUGAAACAGGAAGAAUGUCUGGAUAGUGAUGCGUUUGCCUUGGGUCUCGGUGGCCCUGGCGGCGGAGGCCCGCAUCCAGCUCCUCCAGAUGGGGUGCAGCCCCUGGCCAGCAAUGUCAUCAACAAACAGCCCAGCUCUAUGGAAGUGCACUACAUGCAACAACAAAGUCAGAUCUUUGUCUUCUCAACAGUGCUGGCCAAUUCGGGGGCUGAUGAGGUGCUGCAAGGCAGGUAUCCAUCGAUCAUUGCCUACCAUUGUGCUCAGCCUGGCACCAAAAAGUACUUGGAGAAAAAUCCCCUCAAAGUGAACCAGUUCAGUAGACAGAAUCAAGCCCAGUGGUUUAACAAUUUUGCCAUGAUAAAGAACAAAGGAUGCACGCGCAGUCCUGGUCUUGGACCCAAAGCCACAGCCACCUUGGACAACUUCCUUGGACCUGAAGGACUGGACGACAUGGUCGGCUUAGGAGAUGCAGACCUGCCAUGGGAUCAAAAGAACAACCAUCACCUAGAUGGCCUGGAUGCUGUCAGCAACGGAUUACCUGAUGUGGGACUCAAUAUGAAUGAAUGUAGUCCUUCAUUGUCUAAUGUUCAGCCCUCAUUGCAGGGUGUCAAAGUGCCUGAUGAGAACCUAACGCCGCAGCAGCGGCAACACCGGGAGGAGUCGCUGGCCACCAUCCGCAAGAUGCAGCAGCUCUUUUUUCCAGAGAGCCAAUCCAUGGGGGAUGGAGGAGGAGCAGGAGGAGCUGGCGGCCCGAUGGAUCCGAACAUGGGAGGACCGCAGCAGCAGCAGCAGGGCCCUGGCCCCAAGUCGAUGUCCGCACAACAGGUAGAGUGGCAGAAACUGCAGUCGCAGUACUUCGAAGAUCCGAAGAAGCCGCCGGGUGCGCAAGUACCUGUAGGACCUGUAAGUGGGGGCGGUUCGGUGGGCGGGGGUGGCGCGGCUCCGGUGCCCCGAGGUGGGGCGUCAGGGCCGGGACCGCGUCUGCAGGGCCCUCCGCCGCCCUACCAUCAAACACCUCGUUCGGCCAGUGUUCCGAUCGCGCUGCAAAGCAGUCCAAGCCCUGCGUCCCCCAACAACCCCACGUCGAACCUCUCCUUGCCUUCUCCAAGAGCUUCGUCCGCUCUGAACUCGCCCGCCGAUCCGAACAGACCGUUCGGCAUCGGCCGGCACAUGAGCACUGGACAAAGCCCCACAUCACAAGACUCCCCCUCGGCCCCAAGACUUAAUCACAGCAAUCCCGGUACCCCGCUCUCCUCCCAUUUAUCUCCUAGCGUGACGAGCACUAGCACUGAACCGACAUCGACUCAUCAAUCGUCAGUGGACGGAGGAGGAGGAAUGUUUGGUCGCACCUUGCAAUCCAUGGCACAGCAAAAACAGCAAAUGAGCACAUCAACGAGUUGCGCCACAACCCCGACGUCUGGUGGCCAAGUGAAAGAGCCGAACCUGAUGCCGGUGCCGUCUCCCCAACAAAUCCAGUAUCUCAACACAUUCGAAGGACAGGAAUUGAUCAUACAAAAACAACCUAAUACAAGUCUCAAAGAAGGAAAUAUCAUAUCACCACCGGUUUUGCCCACUUCAAUGGACAGCGGCUUUCCCGGAACAAAUCCAGAUUUGGGACUGAAUAGAGUAUCAGGUCCUAAUACCCCCACCUCCAUAGAUGUGCCGCGCUUUCCUCCAACGCCUGGUGUGCCACAAGACGGAUGCAGAUUUUCAAAUCCAAGCCCACACACACCAACAACACAAGGAGAUAAGCCGCGAAUGGGUCCGACAGCAACGCCGGGCCUUAGUCCCCAGACGGUUCCCGGUCCCGGUUCUGACCCGUUGAAAAAUGAUCUCUUCCCGACGCCGAGUCCACACAUGAUGGACGUGCAGCGGUUUCCCGGUCCGAAUGCUUCUCCAGGUGCUAAAAUGGGAGGAGGGUUUGUGAACGUGUCGCCGCAGGGAAAGCAGCAGCAGCAGCAGCAGCAGCAGCAGCCCAGCCCGAUGGAUCUCCAGAACUACGGUUGCGUCGUGAGAGGGGGCGACAACGUACCGCUCAAUCCGAACUGCACUUCGAGCACGAUGACGGGCAAUCCGAAAGUGUCUCAUUUCGAUCCGAUCUCGUCGUUGGCGCAGAUGAGCCAGCAAUUGACGAACAGCGUGGCCAGCUCGCUGAACGGGCAGGGCGUCAACCAGGGCCCCUCGAUGAUGCACAUGAUGGGCUCGCCGUCCAUGCACAUGAUGGACAUGGGCGUGCCGCCGUGCCACCAGAUGCCCCCCGACAUGGACCCCGGCCCCGGGCCCGGCAUGAUGGGCAUGCAGAUGCAGCAGGGCUUUCAUCCGAACCAAGGGCCCAUGGGCCCCAUACGCUCUCUCUCGCCAAAACUGCAAGGUGCCUUUCCCAACCACAUGCCUAUGCCGCGCAUGAUGGGCCGUCCUCCGGGACCCAACCCCUACAACGGGGCCAACGUUCAAGUGAAACCGAACGCUCCGAACACGAUUCAAUACUUGCCGGCCAAGCCUCAGGGCGGGCAGGCGCCCGGCCCGCCCAGGGGACCGCCCAGCCUGGACUUCCUGACGAGGCUCGCGACCCCGAUGAACAUGAUGGUCGAGCAGAAGAUGGGUCAGCAACAGCCGCCGCCCAACAUGCACUACUUCCAUCAGCAGAACGGGCCGCCGAUGCAAGGCGGCCCGAUGCCGCCGCACAUGGGCGGAGGCCACAUGGACGGCGGCGGCGGCGGCGGGCCGAUGGGCCCGCAGGACCACAUGGGACCGAUGGGCCCGAUGAUCGGCCACAUGGGCAACGGAGGCGGACCGCCGAUGAUGGGCGGAGGGCAGAUGGGCAUGAUGCCCAUGAUGAGGGGAGGCCCGCCGAUGCGGCCGCCGCCCAUGAUGAGAUUGGGCCAGAUGGGCGGCUACAACGGCGGGCCCGGCGGCGGCCACGGCGGCGGGCCGCCGGACAUGUUCCAGCAGCAGCAGCAGCAGCAGCAGGGUCCGGGCGGGCCGAUGGGCAACCCGAACGCGCAGAUGUUCGUCGGCGGGCCGAAGGGCAGCCCCAUGGGCGGACCGAUGGGCGGCGGCGCGCCCGACGCCAGCCAGCCUCUGCCGCCCUCGAUGGGACAGAAUAAUAGCUUUAAGAACAGCCCGUUCGUAGGCCCGACGACUGCCGAUCCCAACUACGCGCAACAGUUUCACAACUUCCAGCAGCAGUUGUACGCGACGAGUACUCGCAGUCAGAUGGGCGGAGGCGGGCAGGGCAUGGGGCCCGGCGGACCGGGCCCGGGCCCCCCGCCGCCGCACAUGCAGCAGCCUCCCUAUUUCAAUCCCAAAUAGCAAAUGUGGUGCUGAGUGCGUGAAUCAGAGGAUUUUCUUUUAUUUUUGAUAUUACUUAAUACUAACUAAUAUGAGUAAUCUGGCAAUAAUAAGAAUGUAAGAAUGAUUUUGUAUAUUACGCAUCGAAUUCAAGUGCAGUUAGCAGUGAGCAGCAGCACUAGCCCCCAUAUGCUGUCAGUCUGCCUGCCCGUCUGCCUGCCUGUCUGCCUGCAUUCAUACUACUCUGGAUUUGUAUAUUUGCCAUAAACUAGAAAGACAAUUAGUAUAAUAUAAGUGUUGGACUACUUGCUUGGUCCUUUUUAUGACGGAGGUUUCACUAUUUUGCUCAUUUGUUUCUAUCAAUCUGUUAUUCGUUUUAUUGUACAUUUUAUGAGUAAACUGAAUGAAAUGAUAACAAUAAAAUUCUAUAUUAUAUAUUCUGUUAUUUUAUUUCGUCUAUCAAUGCCAGAAAACCAA